Molecule: messenger RNA, 579 nt
Organism: Phragmites australis (common reed)
Lineage: Eukaryota; Viridiplantae; Streptophyta; Magnoliopsida; Poales; Poaceae
Product: cytochrome c oxidase subunit 6a, mitochondrial-like
Exons: 4
Coding region: 125-427 (100 amino acids)
Biological process (GO): mitochondrial electron transport, cytochrome c to oxygen
Cellular component (GO): mitochondrial inner membrane
Molecular function (GO): enzyme regulator activity
Source: RefSeq, a predicted model, not a curated record
UCUAGCUUAGCACGAUGUCUCUUUCGUGAUACAGUAAGUGACAUGCUUGCUUUGCUUUGCUUCUAUCUGGAAGCGUCACUGCUCGUCUCGUUUGAUCCACCUCCACCUGCACCGGGAACGAAAGAUGGCCGCUCCGAUGGCCCGCUUCCUCGCCAACGCGGCGGCCAAGAGGUCCGGCGGCCCGGCGCUGCGCCGUCGUUUCGCCUCGUCCGCCCGCCACGACGACGCACAGGAGGCGGCCAAGUGGGAGCGGAUCACCUUCUUUGGGAUCGCCACCUGCACCGUGCUCGCCAUCUACCACCUCUCCAGGGGCCACCAACACUUCCCCGACCCACCGCCUUACCCUUACCUGCACAUCAGGAACAAGGAGUUCCCCUGGGGCCCUGAUGGCCUCUUUGAGAGGAAGAAGAACUCCGACCACCACUAGUACCGCACUGCUGCCCUAUGUAUGUAUGUAUGUCGUGCUGUGUCAGUGUGCUUUAUCUAUGUACAGCUCACGUUGAUGUAUGUAACGGUUGCUACAAACUUCUUGUAUCCUGUUGGUGUGGAGCGUUUGCAUCAAAACGAUGUUUGUGCAUA